CGAGGAAGAGGAAGAUGCUGUGGGACACCCAGGCAGGCCCUGAGUUGAGGAUGGAGAGCACGGAGGACAAAUCCCCCCAGCAGAACCCGGUGGGAGAGGCCGUUUUGAACGGCUCCAGGGCACAGGAAGGCAGCGGGGAGGAAAAGUCCCGGACAUUCCCCAGGAGGAGGGACUCCAAAGCCAGCCCAGGGUGUUUCGAGGAGGAAAGACUCAGCCUGUGCUGGGAAGACAGCCAGAGCUUGAGCCAGAGCUCUGACCUGGUGGUCCCUGAGCAGUUUCACACUCAGGAAAAGCCUUACAAGUGCUUGGAAUGUGGGAAGAGCUUCAGAUGGAACUCCCACCUCCUCACCCACCAGCGCAUCCACACUGGGGAACGGCCCUACACGUGUGGGGAAUGUGGGAAGAGCUUCAGGCACAGCUCCCACCUCAUCACCCAUCAGAAUUUCCACAGCGGGGAACGGCCCUACAUAUGUGGGGAAUGUGGGAGAAGCUUCAGCCGGAACUCUGACCUGAUCUGCCACCAGAAGAUCCACGCUGGGGAACGGCCCUACAAGUGCUUGGAAUGUGGGAAGAGCUUCAGCAAGAGCACUGCCCUCCUCACCCACCAGCACCUGCACACAGGGGAACAGCCCUACACAUGUGGGGAGUGUGGGAAGAGCUUCAGCCAGAGCUCCAACCUCAUCACCCACCAGCGUGUCCACACGGGGGAAAGGCCCUACACGUGUGGGGAAUGUGGGAAAAGCUUCAGCCAGAGCUCCAGCCUGACCUGCCACCAAAAGAUCCACACUGGAGAACGGCCCUACAAGUGCUUAGAAUGUGGGAAAAGCUUCAGCAAGAGCUCCCACCUGAUUCGCCACCAGCAGAUCCACACAGGGGAACGGCCCUACAAGUGCUUGAAGUGUGGGAAGAGCUUCAACGUCAGCUCCAACCUGAUCCGCCACCAGCAGAUCCACAGCGGGCAACAGUCCUAAAAGUGUGGGGGGUGUAGGACAACCUUCAGUGGCAGCUGCACCUUCCUCACCCACCAGCAGUGCAUCCCCACCAAGGAGAGGCCCUACACAUGUGGGGAGCACGGGAGGAGCUUCGUCCACUGCUCCAACUCCAUCACCCAUCGGAGGACCCUUGUUAGGAAGAGACCUGGUGACCCACGUUCUGGGUGAUCCAUGUUGGGCACAGCCCUAGUGAUCCGUGUUCCCAGUGAGCCGUGCUGGGCAGUGUAUUGGGUUUUGGUAGCAGGGGGGACUCCAGGGGUGGGUUCUGUGAGCAGCUUCCAGAAGCUUCCCUGAUGUCUGGCAUCUGUUCCAACCCGUCCUGAAGGUGAGGGUGACCCAGGUUCUCAUUUAUCCAUCCCUUGGGGCAGAUCAGAGUGAAAGGACAGCAAAUGAUGGCUGUUUAUAAAUAUGUAUGUGUAGGGUUUAUUUUAGAACAGUUUGGUUGCCAUGUAAAGCAGGUUUGGAGCCAUUUUGGUUCUUAUUUCUAGUAAUAAAAAAGCAUAAAAGAAACACUUAGGAAAAUUUAUAAGGGAAAAGAAAGAAUCAGAGUAGAAAAAUACAGAGUCACAACCCGAGGAUCCAGCAUAGACUUGGUUGUUGCAAUUCCCAUGUCCCUUGGUCCAAGUGAUGAUCACGGUCUUGAUCCAUCAGGGGUUUUCAGUUUCAGGGAAAGUUUUUCAAUGCCAAAUGUUUACUCUUUAAAUCCAGGACUGAGAGCAGUUAAUUCUGCUUUCUGAGCAGAGACAGUCGUUGGUAAGGCUGUGAUUCGAUUCCCUUGGUGGUGGUGGUCACUGCUCAGCCUGUCACUCGUUUUCCCUCCCAAACAAAGCUGCUUCCACUGGGUACAAUUCCCAGUCAGGGGUUUUGGCUGGAAUGGGCUCUUCGGUGAUCUGCUAGAAACUGUGCAAACACUCCCAGAGCAACAUUCUGCCUCUCACAGAUAAACAGUUCAAAAGGUUUUGAGAGAUCUGGCAGACCCAGAGCUGGGCCUCUCAUCAGGGGGUGCUUUGGCUGCUCAAAGGCUGCUCUUGCACCAUCUGCCCAGGUGAGGAAAUUCUUAUAGGGCUGUUUUUAAAAGUUCAUAUAAUGGUCUUACCACAAGUCCAUAGUGAGCAAUCUAGAGUGGACACCAUCCUGCCACUCCAGGAAGGCAGUUCAUGAACUGUUUUGUGGCUCAGGGAGGAGACAGGUGGCUUCUUUUCUUCCUUCCCGGUUUCUGUAUUUUUUCAUUCAAAAGUAAAGAUUUCUUGACUUUC
This is a messenger RNA of Pipra filicauda (Wire-tailed manakin), 2248 nucleotides long. Its product is annotated as zinc finger protein 239-like. Gene Ontology annotation, biological process: positive regulation of reciprocal meiotic recombination. The transcript is spliced from 2 exons. Bases 15 to 971 code for a protein of 318 amino acids. Gene Ontology annotation, cellular component: nucleus. Lineage: Eukaryota; Metazoa; Chordata; Aves; Passeriformes; Pipridae. Gene Ontology annotation, molecular function: histone H3K36 methyltransferase activity; recombination hotspot binding; histone H3K4 methyltransferase activity. The record is from RefSeq and is a predicted model, not a curated record.